Spodoptera exigua (beet armyworm) is the source of this 2268-nucleotide messenger RNA. NCBI's taxonomy places the organism in Eukaryota, Metazoa, Arthropoda, Insecta, Lepidoptera, Noctuidae. The record is from the annotation of a GenBank genome assembly.
CAGAGAAUUUGAUUUGUAAGAGUGGUACACUAGUAUAUUAAAGCAUUUCCAACACAGCUUUAAAAACGCGCGCAUCUCUGUAGUUAUAUAAAAUAUAGAAACAUUGAAAUAAUACUCGUUAAAAUGACUUCCAGUGGCACGAAGGGCCAUACAAGAGUGCAGUGGGCGAUUACAAUAUUGUGUAACUUGACGGUUUUCACGUAUGGCCUCCAAUGCGGUUGGAUGUCACCUGCCACCGUCCUGCUGCAGUCACACAACUCCCCCACUGGCAGGCCACUGUCCACCAGUGAAGUCUCAUGGGUAGCCAGCUCAGCAUCGCUGGCCGGAGUGCUCGGUGCCUUCGUGUUUAUCAAAACUGUUGAUCGAUUUGGGAGGAAAAUGGGAAUCUUAGUUAUGACAGUCCUACAAGCGUUGGUGUGGAUAGUAAAGUUACUGCCAGCCAGUACUACGACCCUCAUCGUCGCCCGAGUGUUCAGUGGCAUGGCAGGUGCUGGCUGCUUCCACGUGGUGCCCAUGUACGUGAAAGAAAUUGCUCAGGAUAGCAUCAGAGGCUCGUUAUCGUCUGUCGCUGCUUUAGCUCAGAGCAUUGGUAUUCUGGUCAUGUUUCUGAUGGGAGGGUUUCUGGACUAUUACACGGUGCUCUGGAUUGUGGUCGGUCUCCCGAUAGUCACGUUCGGAAUGUUACUUAAGGCUCCGGAAUCACCCUCGUACUUAGUCAAAGUAGGAAAGACUGAGGAAGCUACGCGAGUUCUCGCUUUCUUAAGAGGUCUGGAUGUUGAAGAUAAAGAAAUACAAAAUGAAAUCGAUGUUCUCAAGCGGGAAGAUGAAUAUUAUAAGUCCAUGCCCAGUAUUUCAAUGGCUACUGUUUUCAAAACUAAACCGUGGCGGAAAGCAUGCAUUAUCAUGAUCUUGGUGAUCCUGGUCCAUGCUUUCAAUGGAAGUUUCUCCGUCCUCAACUACACUGCAACUCUACUGCAAGACUCGGGCAUGAACAUCAGUCCGGAGCUACAGUCACUCAGCAUCCCUAUAUUUAUGACGCUGGGGUCUAUCGUCACAAUUAUUACUAUUGACAAACUGGGAAGGAAGUUGAUUUUGGGAUCAUCGUUUGCGGCCACAGCGCUUGCCUUCGCAUGCAUGGCAACAUCCUCGGUGCUGAAGAUGUACGGAUGGAUGGCUCCUGCCUGGAUCAACGUGACUAUGAUGAUGGUGCUCAUAUGCUGCUAUGGUGGCGGCGUCUGUCCUUUGCCUUUCAUUGUGAUGGCCGAGUUGUUUAAUUUCCAAAUCCGUGCUAAGCUGAUGGGUUACCUUGUGAUGCUUGCAUGGUUCACCAGCUUCAUUCAGCUGGUCAUAUUCAGUGAGUUGACCAGCAGGUACGGCGCACAUGUCAGUUUCUGCAUGUUUGUGGUGAUUAACGUGCUGGCGACCGCACUGGUACUCCUCGUGCUGCCGGAGACCAAGGGAAAGAGCAUCGAGGAACUAGAGAAGGAGUUAACGGAAGGGCGGAGAAGAAAGUGCGUUACGAUGUCUUAGUAGGUAGUCGUGGCCAAAAGCAAUAAUUAUGACAAUGUAAAUAGUUUUGAGACAUACUCUGAAAUGGACUCGGAUAUACAUAAGCGUUGAAAGAUGACCGUUUUAUUCAUCAUAUUAUAUGGAAAAGGUAUGGCAUUGGAAGUUUCCGAAACGCAAUAUGAUAUAUACAGUCGACUUGUAUAGCGUGAACCCGGCGCCGCAGCUGUGAAGCCCCUGUACCGGCUCAUCAUCCGCGCUGAGUAGCUCAAUGUGCUCGUUAAACUGUCCAAACUUGUGAACAGAUUUGUCUUCUACUUUGAUCGAUUAAGAUCGUUCCCUUUUUAAGAAGUUAUAACACAUUAUGAGGGUGGCGUGCCGACGAUUAAUAUUCCAGGCUUGAAAGUUAAAAUUAGUUGCUAGUUCAAGAGAAAUCAGUUGACUAUUGUGAACAUUAAUAAUGUUAUGCACUCUAUGCAGUUUAUUGUCCUGAUUCUAAAUAUUAUUGAAAUGUAAAUAAUAACUUUUUAACAAGUUUUCAUAAGUAGAGGCAGCUGUAGCUCAAUAUUACGGAUGAAAUAUUGUCUCAAAAAGAUAAUCUUUUUGGGCCAGUUGACAGAAAAAGAAAUAUAAUGUUGUGAUAUUAAUAAAAAAAGGUAAUAAAACACAUUAUUUUUUUAUUAUUAUAACCCUGUUUACUAAAAAUAUAAUGCUUUCGUAGAAUUAAAACAGCAAUAGGUACACAAUUCUAUUACUAAACAA